Molecule: messenger RNA, 504 nt
Organism: Solenopsis invicta (red fire ant)
Lineage: Eukaryota; Metazoa; Arthropoda; Insecta; Hymenoptera; Formicidae
Exons: 1
Coding region: 1-504 (167 amino acids)
Source: RefSeq, a predicted model, not a curated record
AUGGUCACCUUGCUCGUCCUGUUUGACUUUACCAAGGCCUUUGAUACGGUCUCCCACGAUCUUCUUCUUCGUAAGCUGCGCUCUUUCCGCCUGUCUCCCUCCACCUGCCAAUGGGUGCGGUCCUACCUUACGGGGCGUCACCAGCGCGUGCGUGGCCCGGACGGUUCCUUCUCGUCUUGGAUGCCUGUUGUUGCUGGGGUCUCGGUUCUCGGACCUCUGCUUUUUUUACUUUUCCUCAACGACCUCAGUUCCAUUCUAAGUCAUUGCAGCCACAUCCUGUACGCAGAUGACCUGCAAAUUUAUAUUCACUUUCCACCUGCUGACAUUGACGCCGCUCUGGCCAAGGUCAGAGCGGACAUUGCCGCAAUCGAGUCCUGGGCUCAGAACAACUCCCUCAUCCUUAACGCUCGUAAAACUAAAUUCAUGCUCCUGGAGUCCUCUAAAUUCAUCAACAGCAUUCCCUCCUCUAGCAUCCAACUUCACCUCAACGGUACAUUAAUUUAG